AUGGUCCAGAUCAAGGCGCACGAACUCCGCACGAAGAGCAAGACUGAGCUUCUUCGUCAAUUAGACGACUUUCAGCAGGAGCUAGCCCAGCUCCGUGUGUCAAAGAUCAUUGGUGGCGCUGCUUCGAAGCUGAGUAAGAUUGGCGUCGUGCGCAAGUCUAUUGCUCGUGUAUUGACGGUGUACAACCAGAACCAAAAGGCCAAGCUCCGUGCCGCCCUCGGGAGCAAGAAGCACGUGCCUUUGGAUUUGCGUCGUAAGAAAACACGCGCUAUUCGUCGUCAGCUGUCCAAGCACGAGAAGUCUAUUAAGACCCUUAAGCAACAAAAGAAGGAAUUGUACUACCCAAAGCGUCGCUACGCUCUUAAGGCGUAA
Messenger RNA from Peronospora belbahrii, 372 nucleotides. The record is from the annotation of a GenBank genome assembly. NCBI's taxonomy places the organism in Eukaryota, Oomycota, Peronosporomycetes, Peronosporales, Peronosporaceae.